GAAGUAUGGUACUUGCCACAAAUAAGAUUUUUAUUUGCUUAGUCAUAAUAGUCUAAUAAAUCAUCAAAAGUUGUCCUCUAAAACUCCAAAAAUGCAUACUAAUUCAUAUAUUGACAAUUUACAUACUUGUGUAAUAAAAAAUAAAAGAAUAAAAAAAUCCCUUCUAGGAUGCCAAAGAGAUAUUGAAAUACUAAUCGUUAGUACAUACUUCAGAUGGUUAUUUUCCUUCAGGUCUGAUAGACAGUGCUCUGAUAAUAUUUGGGAUAUUGACAAUCUCAACGUCGUACCAGCACACUUCUACUUAUCAGCUGAGACUGAUUAUUAUAUGCUGGUUCCUGUUCACGCUAUUGUUCACGACGGCUCUAAACAGCUCUAUUGUGACUCGUCUCACUCUUCCCCCUCUACUCCCCGAGAGUAGACACCCUGCAGCAGCUGGUGGAGGGAGGCUACUACUGGACCCAACCUGCAUAUCUCCCACGUCGAACUAACCUCUCCAAGUUCUACUUUAACAUGGACAACCCCUGGCAUCUCCAAUUUGAAAACAAGUACAGAAAAAUAGAACCGCAAGACAUCGAAGAUCACAUCAGCAGCGAUUACAAAAUAACAUUUGUUGCUCAGCGAUGGGGGGACUGGGUCGCACUAGAGAUCGACGGGUUGGACGAAAAGCAAGACCUGAGGGAGUUCAGAGUAAUGCGUGAAUCGACAAGAGAAGCUUACACAUCAUUUGCAUUCAGGAAGCACUUCCCUUUCUACGAAUUGUUCAUGAGAACAACUCAGCGAUUUAUUGACCACGGUCUGUGGGCCUAUUGGGGACGUAAGCUCACUAGCAAGAACUUCAGUAGGAAGGAACUUCUUGUAGAAAAAGACGUCAAAGUGUUCAAUCAACCAGAGCAGUUGACUUUGACAAAACUACAUCCUGUGUUUGUUUUACACAUCAUCGGCUUGUCACUAUCGUUUCUUGUGUUUUUGAUUGAGUAUUAUUACUGUUAUUCUUAACUUGUACACUGAUUUAAAACUGAUUAUUCAAGAUUUAAACUUUGAGGAGUUAGUCAAAAAAUUUGUGUGAGCAACAUUUUUUGCUGUACACCAAAACUGUACAGUAUCAAAUAAUAAACUUUCACCUACAAUUGGUGAAACACCUGUACGUAAAGUUGUAUUCAACAUACAAUUUUUUCAAUUUUGGCACUAUUAUCUUCAGUGUGAAAGUUUGCACACAAAAACAAGUAUUACAAUCGUUUUUCAAAAUUAAUAUUUCAGCAAUAUAUCUUUUUCUUACAAUUUCGUAAUAAAAAUAUACUUGUUUAUAAAUGCACACUAUCUAGUACCAUUGUAAUAAAUAUGUCCAUACUCUCAAUAAAACAAUAAUACUGAACAAACAAGUUUAUUACCAGUAUUCACUAUUAUAAGAAACACUAAAAAAAGACUGCUACAAUUGCCACUACUACCUUAUCAAUUGUGUUGUUUUAUUACACACUAAGAUUAUACGAGGUAGAGACAAACAGUUCCCGGAAUUGAUGAAAAUAUAUAACCAGCAGUUGGUACUACUUCUGGAUAUAGAAUAUCUGUAGUGAUGGUAUCGCUCAGUUGCAAUUGUUUACUUGUGGAGAGUGUUGUUUUGUGUCUGCAAGUUAAUAUUCUCAAUUUUUUUAAAUGGAGAUUAGUGAACAGCAACCAAACAUUAAAUUAUGUGCUUUGCGUCAAAAGUUACCUAGUGGCACUCUUGAAUUGUUAAUUCAUGCUUACAGAGAUAAAGUGUUGAUGAGUCAACUCUAUGAAUGGCACAAACACUUCCGUGAAGAUUGUAUAAGCUUUAAAGAAGACUACAUUCAACUGCAACCAUUGAAGAAAACAUUGCAAGCUAUAUGAUCUAACAGGAGAGUAACAAUUGAUGAAUUGCAUUUGAGGUAAAUUUACCACAUGGUAGUGUCCACAGCAUCCUUCUUCAUUUGUACAUGCAUUGAAUUAUAUUUUGCUUCAUGACAACGCCCUGCACAUCAGUCUUUGUUGGCACAUAAUUAUCUAGUGAAGAACAGUGUUACCACGCUAGAACAUCCACCUACUUGCCUGUCCUGGUGCCAGCCGAUUUCUUCCUGUUCCCGCAGUUGAAAACAUUGUUGAAGGGAAAACAAUUUGCAGAUGCUGCGGCUCUCAAGGAAUUGGCAACGAAAACAAUUAAAGACUUUCACAAAAUGAUUUCCAAAAGUGUUUUGAACAGCUGUAUGAACAUUGGGGCAAGUGUGUUGUUGCAGAAGGAGAGAAUUCUGAGUGAAAAUAGAUUUGUAAGUUUUAACUUUGUUCAAUACAUGUAAAUUAACUUUUUGUCUCUAACUCAUAUAAAGGUCCAUACAAUGAGGCAUAUUAUGUUAUUUCAGUUGUUAAUGGGGUUAAACUAUUAUUAAUUAUCUAUUUAUUACACAUAACAGUUAUGAUGGGAAGUGUUGAUUCAAUUGAAUAUUGACUUUAGUUCCAUUUUAACUUCCAUUUAGUGCAGCAUCUUAGAUGAAACACUGUUACAAAUUCAAAAGUAAUCCAGAUGAAGAGAUACACUGAACACUAUCUCAUCAGUUGCACAAUUCAGUGCACUACAAUGUUUUAGACUAAAGCAAUGGUUAAACUUUAAAUUAUUUAACUUAUGUAAGUAAAUCUUACCUUCCUCUUUCCAAACCAAGAAACUUUCUCCAAUUUUUAUCCCUUCCAAAAUUGUAUGGGUUAAUGUAAAUCUGUAACAAAAAUACAUAUUUCCAUGAAUUAACCUUUGGUGAGCCACUAACGUCUAUGGACGUCAUGGCU
Messenger RNA from Homalodisca vitripennis (glassy-winged sharpshooter), 2790 nucleotides. RefSeq lists its product as uncharacterized. NCBI's taxonomy places the organism in Eukaryota, Metazoa, Arthropoda, Insecta, Hemiptera, Cicadellidae. Bases 511 to 996 code for a protein of 161 amino acids. The transcript is spliced from 2 exons. The record is from RefSeq and is a predicted model, not a curated record.